This is a messenger RNA of Cuscuta campestris, 1497 nucleotides long. NCBI's taxonomy places the organism in Eukaryota, Viridiplantae, Streptophyta, Magnoliopsida, Solanales, Convolvulaceae. The record is from the annotation of a GenBank genome assembly.
AGCCGCCGCCGCUCUGCUUCUAGCUGAAUCACUCUUUCCUGGUACCAGUUGAAGCUCGCUCUCUCCAUCUCCAUACCUUUUCGAACAAGACAAGACUCCCGUAAUGGUUCGCUCCAACGCCACACGCCUCGCCUGCCGCCUCGCUCGCGCUUCCAUCACUUCUCACCUUCUCCGCGACACUUCUCUUGUCUGUGAUCCGGGUCGCAUUUGGGGAUGCAGACAAUUCACUGCGUCGAUAUGCGAUCAGCGGAGAUUCUUCUCCAAUUCGAAUUUUUGGAAUGGAGCUAAUGAAAGGGGCAGGCUGAGAACUGGAUUGCCAAAAGCUAAUUUUGCUGCUACUAGAAGCAUCCAUGGCACAGCAAGCAUGUCAGCCCGAGAUUAUUAUGAGGUACUUGGCAUCAGUAAGAAUGCAACUGGAUCUGAAAUCAAGAAAGCUUAUCUAGGGCUUGCAAAACAGUUACAUCCAGAUGUGAAUAAAAAUGAUCCAGGUGCUGCAACAAAGUUUCAAGAAGUUCAAAAGGCUUAUGAGGUUCUGAAAGAUGAUGAACAGCGCCAGACAUAUGACAAGCUUGGACAUGAUGCUUACAAUAGCAUGAAUGAGAAUGGUGGUGCUGGAGCACGGACUGGUUUUAGUGGCUUCCCUGGCUUUGAGGAUCUCUUCAGAAAUUCCGAUAUUUUCAACUUCAUGAACCAGAGGAUGCGUGGUGAAGAUGUCAAGAUUUCUGUUGAGUUAUCCUUUAUGGAAGCUGUUCAGGGUUGCACCAAGUCUCUAUCAUACCAAACUGAAAUAGCUUGUGGUGCUUGUGGUGGAAGUGGCAUCCCACCGGGGACUAGGCCUGAAACUUGUAAAUUCUGCAGAGGUUCUGGCAUGGUGAUUCAGAAAAAUGGUUUCUUCACACUACAGAGUACCUGCCCUCAAUGUAAAGGAGAAGGAAAGAUUGUAUCGAGUUUCUGCAAGACUUGCAAGGGAGAACGAGUAGUGAGAGGGCAGAAGACUGUGAAGUUGGAUGUUAUGCCAGGAGUUGACAAUGACCAAGUAAUGAGAGUAUAUAGAAGCGGUGGAGAUGAUCCUGAAGGCAAUGCACCUGGUGAUCUUUACGUCACUAUCAAGGUUAGGAAAGAUCCUGUGUUCCGGAGAGAAAAAUCUGAUAUCCAUGUCAAUGCUGUUCUGAAUUUGACCCAGGCUAUUUUGGGAGGAACAGUCCAAGUGCCAACUUUGACUGGGGAUGUUGUUGUCAAGGUACGCCCUGGCACCCAACCUGGCCAAAAAGUCGUCCUGAAACAGAAAGGGAUUAGAGCAAGAAAUUCCUACUCAGUAGGAGAUCAGUAUGUUCACUUCAUCGUCAACAUUCCAACGAACUUGACACAUAGGCAGCGUCAAUUGAUUGAGGAAUUUUCCCGGGAAGAGCGAAGAGAGCAUGAGACAGACGCGGCUGCAGGAGCCUCCAGGUAGAGAGCAGAGAGAGCCACAGCUACAGUGGGCAUCUGAACAUUUUU